AUGGAUAUUCACCGCGGAGCCCAGCACUUCUUAGAGUGUGGCAUUGUAGAAUGUGAAAGAAACUGUGAGUUCUAUUGCAACCCUUGUCAUCAAAGAUUGUGCAAACAAUGCAAAGAUGAACAUCUGAAAGGUCUAGAAAACCAAAACCAUGAGAUAGUCCAUUACCAGCAACGUAAACCACAACUUCCUGUUGAAAAAUGCAAGAUCCAUCCCAAUAAAAAUGUGGACAUGUACUGUGAAGAAUGCCAAAUUUCAUUAUGUUCUAAAUGUGCUACAAAGGGAGACCACCAAAGACAUAUAUUUGUUGAUCUAGAAACAAUGUAUGAAGAAAAGUUUGUGCUAUACCAAAAAGAAAUCUCCAAAAUUCAUGAGUAUUUUCUUCCCAUAUCACAAGAUUUCCAGAAAGAAAUAAAACAAGAUACUGUAGAAAUCAAAAACAUCAUUGACAAUAUCAGAACAUCCAUGAAGACUGAAGGUGAAACCCUGAAAAGUCUGGUGGACACAGUCAUAUCUGAGAACAUGAAGCAGCUAGACCAGAUAGAGUGUUCACUGUUAGAAGAUCUAAACUCCCAAGACAAGACAUUGAAUGAUUACAUCACUUAUCUUAUUAACUUUGUCAAAGAGCUCCACAGAUGCCUGUCCUCUACAGAACCCCAGAAAUUAAUGUCUGAGAAGAAACCAAAGAUCCGAUCCAUACCAGAGACAACAAAACCAGUCACACCAGGAUUUACUGCUGGUCAAUACAGCAAAAGUGAUGUCACUCAGUUACUUGGUAAAAUACAUGUUCCCAACACUAAACCAGAGAAAAGAGAAAUAAGGUCCAUUGAAAGUGUCCACAAUACAACAAUGAAACAUACAUAUAAACAGAUGAAAGAAGACAGGAAGAAAUCUGUCAAGAAACAAACAAUGUCUCUAUCUGCAUCUGUCACCAAGGUCAGGGAGUUCAAUGUACCAGGUGUUGAUCAUGUAUGGCAUUUAUCACUAGAUCAAUCGGACAGGCUCUGGAUCAGUGACAGGGAUGGUAAUCUUGUCCAAACAGAUCUACAGGGGAAUGUAAUACAGAAGAUAAAAACCAGUGGUAGAUGUGAAGGUUACCACACAGUCACACGGGACGGGGAUGUGAUCUUUACAGACAGAGACAGGAAAGUCAUCAACAGGAUAACACAGGAUAAUAAUAUCACUAAAUUCAUUAAAACUGGAGACUGGAGACCAUACAGCAUACACUCCUCCCACAUCAACGGGGACAUACUGGUGGGGAUGGUGACCGAAGAAAAUGCUAAAGUCACCAG
Molecule: messenger RNA, 1289 nt
Organism: Saccostrea echinata
Lineage: Eukaryota; Metazoa; Mollusca; Bivalvia; Ostreida; Ostreidae
Product: E3 ubiquitin-protein ligase TRIM63-like
Exons: 1
Biological process (GO): positive regulation of DNA-templated transcription
Cellular component (GO): chromatin; nucleoplasm
Molecular function (GO): zinc ion binding; ubiquitin-protein transferase activity; protein binding
Source: RefSeq, a predicted model, not a curated record